AUGCCCGCCUUUGCCGCCACGCGGCCCGUCAACCCACCCGGCUCGUCGCCCUCGCUCACGGCCGACCAGCUGUGGGCCGGCCUCGGGAUCAAGGCGCGCAACCCGCAGCAGUUUGUGCCGGCCAUCACGGCGUGCAGGGUGGUCGAGGAGACCGAGGACAAGGUCACGCGGAUAGUGCGCUUCAACGACGGGCCCGAAAUCAAGGAAGAGGUCCACUUCUUCCCGCCGACGAUUGCCUACUUCGAAAUGUCGCCCCCCUCGCCCGCUCCCCCGAUCCGCAUCACCAACCUCGUGUCGUACGGCCCGCCGCCGUCGCACGACCUCCUCCUCACCUUCUCGUUCGCCCCGAAGCUGCCGCACCUCGCCGACGACGAGGCGCGCAAGCUCAGUCCCGAGGAGCUCAAUGACAAGGUGGGCGAGGGCGUCGAGAAGGCGAUCGAGGUCAUCAGGGACAUGGCGAGGGAGGGCAAGCUGUAGAGGCACUCUGGCGCACGCACGAUGUUGUCUGUGGC
Rhodotorula graminis WP1 is the source of this 512-nucleotide messenger RNA. RefSeq lists its product as uncharacterized. The coding region runs from base 1 to 477 and encodes 158 amino acids. Lineage: Eukaryota; Fungi; Basidiomycota; Microbotryomycetes; Sporidiobolales; Sporidiobolaceae. The transcript has 3 exons. The record is from RefSeq and is a predicted model, not a curated record.